AUGACGCCAAAGAGGAUCGGCGCCAAAGAGGAUCGGCGCCAAGAAGGAUCGAAGUCAAAGACGAUCGACGCCAAGGAGGUACGACGCCGAAGAGGUACGACGCCGAAGAGGUACGACGCCGAAGAGGAACGACGCCGAAGAGGAACGACGCCGAAGAGGAACGACGCCGAAGAGGGACGACGCCGAAGAGGAACGACGCCGAAGAGGAACGACGCCGAAGAGGUACGCCGCCGAAGAGGUACGACGCCGAAGAGGAACGACGCCGAAGAUGUACGACGCCGAAGAGGUACGACGCCGAAGAGGUACGACGCCGAAGAGGAUCGACGCCGAAGAGGACCGACGCCGAAGACGACCGACGCCGAAGACGACCGACGCCGAACGCGACCACCGCCGAACGCGACCGACGCCGAACGCGACCGACGCCGAAGACGACCGACGCCGAAGACGACCGACGCCGAAGAGGACCGACGCCGAAGACGACCGACGCCGAAGACGACCGACGCCGAAGAGGACCGACGCCAAAGAGGACCGACGCCAAAGGGGAUAAACGCCAAAGAGGAUGGACGAUCGACGCCAAAGAGGAUCGACGCCAAAGACGAUCGAAUCCAAAGAGGGCCGACGCCAAAGAGGAUCGGCGCCAAGAAGGAUCGAAGUCAAAGACGAUCGGCGCCAAGGAGGUACGACGCCAAGGAGGAACGACGCCGAAGAGGAACGACGCCGAAGAGGAACGACGCCGAAGAGGAACGACGCCGAAGAGGAACGACGCCGAAGAGGAACGACGCCGAAGAGGAACGACGCCGAAGAGGAACGACGCCGAAGAGGAACGACGCCGAAGAGGAACGACGCCGAAGAGGAACGACGCCGAAGAGGAACGACGCCGAAGAGGAACGACGCCGAAGAGGAACGACGCCGAAGAGGAACGACGCCGAAGAGGAACGACGCCGAAGAGGUACGCCGCCGAAGAGGUACGCCGCCGAAGAGGUACGCCGCCGAAGAGGUACGCCGCCGAAGAGGAACGACGCCGAAGAGGUACGACGCCGAAGAGGUACGACGCCGAAGAGGUACGACGCCGAAGAGGUACGACGCCGAAGAGGAUCGACGCCGAAGAGGAUCGACGCCGAAGAGGAUCGACGCCGGAGGAUCGACCCCGAAGACGAUCGACGCCGAAGACGACCGACGCCGAAGAGGACCGACGCCGAAGACGACCGACGCCGAAGACGACCGACGCCGAAGACGACCGACGCCGAACGCGACCACCGCCGAACGCGACCGACGCCGAAGACGACCGACGCCGAAGACGACCGACGACGAAGACGACCGACGCCGAAGACGACCGACGCCGAAGACGACCGACGCCGAAGACGACCGACGCCGAAGACGACCGACGCCGAAGAGGACCGACGCCGAAGAGGACCGACGCCGAAGAGGACCGACGCCGAAGAGGACCGACGCCGAAGAGGACCGACGCCGAAGAGGACCGACGCCGAAGAGGACCGACGCCGAAGAGGACCGAAACCGAGGACCGACGCCGAGGAGUACCGACGCCGAAGAGGACCGACGCCGAAGAGGACCGUCGCCGAAGAGGACCGACGCCGAAGAGGACCGACGCCGGAGAGCAUCACGCCGAGGAACAUCGACGCCGAGGUGCAUCGACGCCGAAGGGCAUCGAUACCGAAGGCAUCGACGCCGAAGAGGUCGACGCCGAAGGGCAUUGACGCCGAAGAGAGUCGACGCCGAAGAGGACCGACGCCGAAGAGGACCGACGCCGAAGACGACCGACGCCGAAGAGGACCGACGCCGAAGACGACCGACGCCGAAGACGACCGACGCCGAAGACGACCGACGCCGAAGAGGACCGACGCCGAAGACGACCGACGCCGAAGAGGACCGACGCCGAGGAGGACCGACGCCGAGGAGGACCGACGCCGAGGAGGACCGACGCCGAGGAGGACCGACGCCGAGGAGGACCGACGCCGAGGAGGACCGACGCCGAAGGGCAUCGACGCCGAAGAGGACCGACGCCGAAGAGGACCGACGCCGAAGAGGACCGACGCCGAAGAGGACCGACGCCGAAGAGGACCGACGCCGAGGAGUACCGACGCCGAGGAGCACCGACGCCGAGGAGCACCGACGCCGAGGAGCACCGACGCCGAGGAGCACCGACGCCGAGGAGCACCGACGCCGAGGAGCACCGACGCCGAGGAGCACCGACGCCGAGGAGCACCGACGCCGAGGAGCACUGACGCCGAGGAGGACCGACGCCGAAGGGCAUCGACGCCGAAGAGGGCCGACGCCGAAGAGGACCGACGCCGAAGAGGACCGACGCCGAAGAGUACCGACGGCGAAGAGGACCGACGGCGAAGUGGGUCGACGUCGAAGAGGACCGACGCCGAGGAGUACCGACGCCGAGGAGCACCGACGCCGAGGAGCACCGACGCCGAAGAGCACCGACGCCGAGGAGCACCGACGUCGAGGAGCACCGACGCCGAAGGGCACCGAAGGCGAAGGGCAUCGACGCCGAAGGGCAUCGACGCCGAAAGGGGUCGACGCCGAAAGGGGUCGACGGCGAAGACGGUCGACGGCGAAGUGUGUCGACGGCGAAGUGGCUCGACGCCGAAGACGACCGACGCCGAAGACGACCGACUCCGAAGACGACCGACUCCGAAGACGACCGACUCCGAAGACGACCGACGCCGAAGACGACCGACGCCGAAGACGACCGACGCCGAAGACGACCGACGCCGAAGACGACCGACGCCGAAGACGACCGACACCGAAGACGACCGACGCCGAAGACGACCGACGCCGAAGACGACCGACUCCGAAGACGAUCGACGCCGAAGACGACCGACGCCGAAGACGACCGACGCCGAAGACGUCCGACGCCGAAGACGACCGACGCCAAAGACGACCGACGCCGAAGACGACCGACGCCGAAGAGGACCGACGCCGAAGAGGACCGACGCCGUGGAGCAUCGACGCCGAGGUGCAUCGACGCCGAAGGGCAUCGAUACCGAAGGGCAUCGACGCCGAAGGGCAUCGACGCCGAAGAGGGUCGACGCCGAAGGGCAUUGA
Schistocerca nitens (vagrant locust) is the source of this 3075-nucleotide messenger RNA. RefSeq names its product serine/arginine repetitive matrix protein 1-like. NCBI's taxonomy places the organism in Eukaryota, Metazoa, Arthropoda, Insecta, Orthoptera, Acrididae. The transcript is spliced from 2 exons. The coding region runs from base 1 to 3075 and encodes 1024 amino acids. The record is from RefSeq and is a predicted model, not a curated record.